This is a messenger RNA of Sphaeramia orbicularis (orbiculate cardinalfish), 2594 nucleotides long. RefSeq names its product glutamate dehydrogenase 1b (gene glud1b). Gene Ontology annotation, molecular function: L-glutamate dehydrogenase (NAD+) activity. The transcript is spliced from 13 exons. Bases 209 to 1837 code for a protein of 542 amino acids. Gene Ontology annotation, cellular component: mitochondrion. The record is from RefSeq and is a predicted model, not a curated record. Lineage: Eukaryota; Metazoa; Chordata; Actinopteri; Kurtiformes; Apogonidae. Gene Ontology annotation, biological process: L-glutamate catabolic process.
GGAGGAGCUCGCGCCGCUUCCCUUCGGGGCUCGUGCUGCCUUUUAAAGCUCAGCUCCGCGGCAUGUCAUUCCCCACUCGGCCAGAGGACGGGACACGGUGAGGAGCUGCUGUGUCUCAUUCUGCCCCCUCUCCUGUCGUCAUCCCCGUCGUCCUUGUCGUUCCGUCGCCUUACCGUUCGUCCGUCUCUCCGGUCGGCCCGUCUCCGUCAUGUAUCGGUAUUUUGGGGAGCUGCUGAGCCGCUCUGCGGGCAGCGCCUUGGCCUCCGGCUGCGUGGACUCCGCUCUGCCGGCGUCCUCGUCCCUGAUGCGGGUCCGUCGCUAUGCCGACGCGGCGGACAAGCCCGACGACCCCAACUUCUUCCGGAUGGUGGAGGGCUUCUUCGACCGCGGCGCUACCAUCGUGGAGGACAAGCUGGUGGAGGAUCUGAGGACCAGGGAGAGCCCCGAGCAGAAGAGGAACCGUGUGCGGGGCAUCCUGCGCAUCAUUAAGCCCUGCAAUCACGUCCUGAGCGUGUCUUUCCCCAUCAAGAGGGACAACGGAGAGUGGGAGGUGGUGGAGGGCUACCGAGCCCAGCACAGCCAGCACAGGACGCCCUGCAAAGGGGGUAUCCGUUACAGUACAGAUGUGUCUGUAGAUGAGGUGAAAGCCCUGGCGUCUCUGAUGACCUACAAAUGUGCUGUUGUCGAUGUGCCAUUUGGAGGAGCCAAAGCUGGAGUCAAGAUCAACCCCAGGAAUUAUUCUGAUAAUGAGCUGGAGAAGAUCACCAGGAGGUUCACUAUUGAACUGGCCAAGAAGGGAUUCAUUGGGCCUGGCAUUGACGUUCCCGCCCCAGACAUGAGCACCGGAGAGAGGGAAAUGUCCUGGAUCGCGGACACAUACGCCAACACCAUCGCACACACUGACAUCAACGCCCACGCCUGCGUGACAGGAAAGCCCAUCAGCCAGGGGGGAAUCCACGGCCGUAUCUCCGCCACCGGUCGCGGAGUUUUCCACGGCAUCGAGAACUUCAUCAACGAGGCAUCCUACAUGAGCAUGCUGGGCCUGACCCCGGGAUUCCAGGACAAGACCUUCAUCAUCCAGGGCUUCGGUAACGUGGGUCUUCACUCCAUGCGGUACCUGCACAGGUUUGGGGCCAAAUGUGUGGGCAUCGGUGAGAUCGACGGAGCCAUUUACAACCCAGAGGGCAUCGACCCCAAACAGCUGGAGGACUACAAACUGCAAAAUGGCACCAUCGUGGGCUUCCCGGGGGCUCGGCCAUACGACGGGAACAUUCUGGAAGCCGACUGCCACAUCCUGAUCCCCGCCGCCGGCGAGAAGCAGCUCACGCGUCACAACGCCCCCAACAUCAAGGCCAAGAUUAUCGCUGAAGGUGCUAACGGACCCACCACUCCAGAUGCCGACAAGGUCUUCCUGGAGAACAACGUCAUGGUGAUUCCUGACAUGUACCUGAACGCCGGUGGUGUGACUGUGUCGUACUUCGAGUGGCUGAAGAACCUCAACCACGUCAGCUACGGACGACUGACCUUCAAAUACGAGAGGGACUCCAACUACCACCUGCUCAUGUCUGUGCAGGAGAGUUUAGAGAGGAAGUUCGGUAAGCAGGGCGGACCCAUCCCCAUCGUACCCACCGCCGACUUCCAGGCCAGAGUCGCUGGAGCGUCUGAGAAGGACAUCGUCCACUCUGGGUUGGCCUACACCAUGGAGAGAUCUGCCCGGCAAAUCAUGCGCACGGCGAGCAAGUACAACCUGGGCCUGGACCUGCGGACGGCGGCCUACGUCAACGCCAUCGAGAAGGUCUUCAAAGUCUACAACGAGGCCGGGCUCACCUUCACAUAAGCGUCCAAUCGGAGCCCCGUAGCCCCUCUUCCCUCUCCCCUCUCCCCUCUCCCCCCUCCGGCCCCGCCCCUUUGCCAUCACCCCUCCCACUCAGCCUUCAGAACAUAUCGGUGUUUACCGCCACUGCGUAGCUUUUACCCGGCGUCCUUUGACCUCUGUGCCGCCAUUAUUUCAGUCUCAGCUCUUUGUUUUUGAGAUUAUUUUAAGACGACCGAGCCCCGAGAGAAUGACCCCCCCCCCCCCCCAAAAAAAAACCCAAACAAACCUCCCGUCUUCCUUUAGCUACGUAAACGUUCCCGACGUUAAUGGAUGGCAGCCUUCGUCUUUCCGAUCCCUGAAUGCGUGACGGUUUCGUUCGACUGCACUACAGAUGCCUUAUAUCAGAGAAGUAAAGUUAAAGUUAAUUUAAAGGGAUAAGAUUUAACUGCGCGUAUAUUUAAAAUAAACAAUAAUCCACUUCGUUUUCUCUCCGUCGACUCUUUAACUGUUCAUAGACGUAGCCCAGGGUUAGUUUUUCCCUCCCGAACUCCUUCCCUCGUAUUUUUUUCUUCUCGUCGCUACUCGCCAACAAAGGGGAGAAGGAAGGGGGCAUGGUCUGAUAUCAUGUGACCAUUCACAGCCCUCCUUCGUACCUGUCAAGUUCCUUCACAUGCAAGUUCUUUUUUUUCUUUUUUUUUUUUUUCUUUUUUUGAAGAAAUUACAUGUUGUUUUUAUUUUAUUUUCAUUGUUUUUGAGAACCAAUAAAAUGUUGGGAAAA